This is a messenger RNA of Blepharisma stoltei, 253 nucleotides long. NCBI's taxonomy places the organism in Eukaryota, Ciliophora, Heterotrichea, Heterotrichida, Blepharismidae. The record is from the annotation of a GenBank genome assembly.
AUGUCAGACCAAGCAAGUGAUCAGAGUGAAGAAGAAAGGAAAAUAUUGGUAAGAUACAAGUUAGCUUGGCAAAGAAAAAUAUGUUUCAGUGUCUAAAUUUAAAGGAAAGAAGCUGAUAGACAUCAGAGAGUAUUAUUACAAAGACGGAGAUCUAAAGCCCGGGAGAAAAGGAAUUGCUUUAACAGUAGAACAAUGGAGAGAAUUAAAGAACCAUAUAAGCGAUAUUGACAAUCUUAUAGCCUUAGACGAUUAG